Molecule: messenger RNA, 1689 nt
Organism: Myzus persicae (green peach aphid)
Lineage: Eukaryota; Metazoa; Arthropoda; Insecta; Hemiptera; Aphididae
Exons: 3
Coding region: 1177-1596 (139 amino acids)
Source: RefSeq, a predicted model, not a curated record
UAAAAAAGCAUAUUUUUUGCAUAUUUUAUUAUGAUUUUCAUAGAAUAUCGGAAGAAUAUUUUCAACUUUUUAAGAGAAUAUCAGCAUCUUUGGGUAUUUUAAAAGAAUAUAAUUAAGGCUCUUAUUGAUAUGUAUUAUGGUUCCACGAUUUUUUGCUAAAAAAUUACUAAUAUUAUUAGAUGUGAGUACAAUUGUACGUUCAUGUUUGAGUAAGCCCAAGGUAUAGGUAUAGGUGAGUAUAACCCAAAUAUUAAUAUAAAAACUAUGAGUUACAACGUGUAAUAAAUUUCUUUUUUUCAAAUACAAUAGAAUAUAUAAAUUUGGAACGACACUGAAUAAUAUGCUUGGUAUACUGAUUAUACUUAUUAUGUGACUGCAAUCAUAUUGGUCACAUGGAAGUAAGGGUAUUAAGACUUUAUUCAUAAAGAAUAAGAUAAACAUUCUCAAAACUGUGUAAAUAUCUGUAAUACAAUACAAUCAUUUUAUAUUAAUUUUGAUUGAAAUAACUAAACAUUUAAAUUAUAAUUAUUAUAUAUAAUUAUAAACUGUCUAAAUCCCAUAUUUUAUUCAACAAAAUAAUUUUAUAAACACAAUUAUUUAUCAAUAAUAAGCUACAUGAUAAGCUACAUCGAUCAUUGUGGUUUACAAUAUGUACAAAUUAUUUAAUAUAAAUUAUUUUUUGAAUGGGUAAUGUUGCUGAAGAAUGUAAUAGGAAUAGGAUUGAAACUCAUAUUUUUUUCCAUUAAACCACAUUAUAAUAUAUUAUGUUUCUGUUAGUCUUAAAUCUGUUAUUCUACAAUAUAACACAAUAAUAUAUAAUAUAUAAUGUAUGGGCAUUAAUGUUAAAUACGAUUGUGAGCAAGUCAGUUGUUAAUAAAUUGAAGUGGAUACAAAAAUCAUUAUUAUAACAUGGCCUAAAAUUACAAACAUAUUAUCGUAACAUGGACACCAAUUAGUUCUCAAAAUAAUACUCAUUUAGUUAUGCAUGUACAAUUUAUAAAAACCGGCGUAUGACAACAGAAUAGCGAGAAGAUAAAGAGAAGUACAUCAAACAUUUUUUUGAACUGUAUUGUGGCUUUAAGUAAUUUAUUUAUAAACGUAACUAAGUUAUGUAAACUAAUAUUUAUUAUUUGGUAAAUAAUUAUUUUUUAUAUGGAUCAUUAUUGAAAUAUAAAUAUGAAAAACAAACUUUUUUUUGUAAUAAUGUUAACCAUGCCUUCUUUGUUCAACUCAAUGUAUCAAAUAUUAACCUAUGAUCAUUUAUCAAAUUUAAGAUCAUCAACUUCGUCUAUAAAAAACAAUUCAUCACAAAACCAUGAAAACGGAACAAAACAUGAAGGUAGUACUAUUAAGAACAAUGAUACUCAAACAGACAAUAUAAAUAAGUUCCUAGAUGCAAUAAAACAAAAAAUUAAAAACAUUACAAAAAUCAACAACAAACUAAGUACUAAUUCACCAACUGAAACAUCCAAAGUAGUAAAAUUAAAUCAUCAAGGUGAGAUUUGUGCAUACUGUCAUUCUAAUUAUUGCAACCUCAAGGAAGAAAACGCCAAACACUGGUGCUUUACAUAUUGCAAAAAUUGUCAAUAUUGUUAAAUUUCCCAUAAACUUUAUAGUUAGGUAUGAUUUACUAUUGAUUUUUUUUUUGUUUGUUUUUCAUUUAAAGAAUAAGAAAAUAUAUUAAAAGGG